Molecule: messenger RNA, 2267 nt
Organism: Rana temporaria (common frog)
Lineage: Eukaryota; Metazoa; Chordata; Amphibia; Anura; Ranidae
Product: ubiquitin carboxyl-terminal hydrolase 12-like
Exons: 10
Coding region: 135-1289 (384 amino acids)
Biological process (GO): protein deubiquitination
Cellular component (GO): cytosol; nucleus
Molecular function (GO): cysteine-type endopeptidase activity; cysteine-type deubiquitinase activity
Source: RefSeq, a predicted model, not a curated record
UGCAGCCGGCCAUGUUUCCGGACGGAAUAUUUUGAAAGUCGCACAGCGGCGGGCGGAGCGCUAUCCCGGGGACUCCGCUGCGGCUGUCAAGGUGCCGAGCUCCGGUUGAUCAUGGCGACGGCGGAGGAGGGCGGAUGGACGUACUAAUGACCGUCCGCAAGAUCGCCUCGAUCUGUACCAUGGGCACUAAUGCCUCAACAUUGGAAAAAGAGAUUGGCCCGGAGCAAUUUCCUGUAAAUGAACAUUACUUUGGUUUGGUCAAUUUUGGCAACACCUGCUACUGCAACUCUGUUCUACAAGCACUUUAUUUUUGUCGCCCGUUUCGGGAGAAAGUUCUGGCAUACAAGGUCCAGCCACGGAAGAAGGAAAGCUUGCUUACAUGUUUGGCAGACCUUUUUAACAGCAUUGCUACACAAAAGAAGAAAGUGGGGGUUAUACCCCCAAAGAAAUUCAUCUCCAGGCUGAGGAAGGAAAAUGGGGGAUCCCACUCUGAGCCUCCAGAUGAGAAUCCCUCCAAGAAAGAACUGUUUGACAACUACAUGCAACAGGAUGCUCAUGAAUUUCUAAACUACCUUCUUAACACUAUUGCUGACCUGCUGCAAGAGGAGAAGAAACAGGAGACCCAGAAUGGCAAGCUGCAGAAUGGGAGCCUGGAGCUCCAGGAACCUGAUAAGCCUGACCUCACCUGGGUUCACGAGAUCUUCCAGGGAACUCUAACCAAUGAAACCAGAUGUCUUAACUGUGAAACUGUUAGUAGCAAAGAUGAAGAUUUCUUAGAUCUCUCUGUGGAUGUGGAACAAAAUACUUCCAUUACACAUUGCUUAAGGGGGUUCAGUAACACAGAAACACUAUGCAGCGAAUACAAGUAUUACUGUGAGCAGUGUCGAAGCAAACAGGAAGGACAGAAAAGGAUGAGAGUAAAGAAGUUGCCUAUGAUAUUAGCUCUGCACUUGAAAAGGUUUAAAUACAUGGACCAACUGCACCGAUAUACCAAACUUUCCUAUCGCGUGGUGUUUCCAUUGGAGCUUCGGCUUUUCAACACUUCCGGGGAUGCUACCAAUCCAGAACGAAUGUAUGACCUUGUAGCUGUGGUAGUCCACUGUGGCAGUGGGCCAAACCGCGGACACUACAUCACCAUUGUAAAGAGUCAUGGGUUCUGGCUGCUGUUUGAUGACGACAUUGUAGAGAAAAUUGAUGCUCAAGCCAUUGAAGAGUUCUAUGGUUUAACAUCAGACAUUUCCAAAAAUUCAGAGUCUGGAUAUAUCCUGUUCUACCAAUCUAGAGACUGAUCACCAUGAUGGGAACCAAGAAAAUCAUAGUCGUUAAGAACAAGGGUAUGCCAUUGGACAGCGGAAGAGGGAUCAAAGUCCAACAGGGACAUAAAGAACAGUGUAACUGCCACCUCAGAAACCUGCUUUCCAGUAAUUAGAAGAACGUUUUUCCUUCUAACUCUUUUGAACCUUCGGAUAGCCAUACAAGUCAGAUCUUCAGUAUGUCUUCUAAUUAAGUGCAGGCUUUUCCCAUCACUCCAAAGCGUCAGAACCUUCCAAAUGUAAACUGAGAAAGGACUUGGUUGGCACUAUCAUGUAAAGAAGUUCUUGGAAAUGGCAAGCUCAAUCAUUGCUAAUAGCGACUUACUUAGACCCAUGCAAUGAUGAUGGCACUUUUUAAAACCAGACGGCUGCAGUUUGGUGCUCAGUACAUUCACAACCAGAGGUUUAACGUUUUAGAAAAUGCGAUAUAUUCCAAACAAACCUGUUGUUUCAUAUCACUUUAAACGCAUCUGUUUCCGCUCUAUCCUCUGUGAUUCCAUCCUUCCAUAUGUUUGCUGUAACACUCCUUAUAGUGAGUGUUGAGAGGCUGCUGUUCUGCACACUAAAUAACGGGAUCACUAAUUAAUUAUUUUCCUUAUUUUUGUUAUUUAAUUUUUUUUCAAUAUAUAUUUGUAAUUUAGCACCUUUUGUGACUUAAGUCAUCCUCUUAAGAAAUAUAAUUGGACGUAAACGUCAAGGCUGCAAAGAUUUUUACAAUUUCUUUGAACACAAGUGAAUUUAUCAGGGGCAGGAAAUUGUCUGAACAUAAUUGACUUCAUGAUUUUAUUAAGUUGUGUCGAUAUAUACUUGUCUUUAAAAAUCUCAAUUGAUGGGUAAGGAGAGAUGUUCAAGAUGUUUACAGGUUUUGCUGCCUUGGUCUAUUAAUUUUUAGGGAAGAACCCCGACAACAGGGUUACGUCAUCAAACCUAUAAAUAAAGCAAUCAACUUGUCUA